CAGGAUGCUGCAACCAAGAUUCUCAAUUAUUUGAGCUCACCUGCGGUAUUAAAAAUUAUUGAUGAGAAUUCAGUUUUAAAAAGAAAAAAAUCCAUCACAUGGGACAAGAUCUUUGAGAGUGUUCAAGUAUUUGUUGAGCGGGAGUUGACCUCUAUUGGUCAUUUGACAUCAACACUGGAAACACGGCAGAAGGUAAUGUAUGGAUUGGUAAUAUACCUCUAUUACUCAGUUUGUAUUUUUUGGCUUCUUGGCUGUUUUCUCGCUGAAGUUUUGUUUAAGGUAGCUGAACACAGUUUUGGAAGUUUGUGAUUAUACUUCUUUUGCCAAAUCAUGGCAAGAGAAAGUUGCAGCUCACAAGCUGAAAGUUAUAAACUGUUCAAAAAUAUACUGAUGAAAGACUGACAGGUGAAAUUUGAGCUUUCUGUAGUUUCCAUGACAGCAUGAACGACUGAAUACAAUCUUAAAAUUUUUACUUUUGCUCAGUUUACAUAAAAUUCGCUCAUUAGAUUUUCCUAUAAACUUACAUACAGCUUACUAUAAUAAAUACAGCUUACUAUAAUAAAUCAUUCCCAUUUGAAACUUAUUUGACCAAAAUAAUUUUAACAGACGGGUUUUUAGGUAAUCAAUAGUAAAAUUGUACUGUAAUCAUUUCCAACUCAGAAUUUCUUUCUGUGUUCUUCUUUCCACACAUAUCAUGUCAUUUAUUAUUCAUUGCUCAUACACUAUUUAUGUGACUGCACGAUACAGUUAAUAUUGUGUGUUGACUUGACAUAAUGUGACUGCGCGAUGCGGUAGUUAUGUCAGCGUGCAAUAAUUUAUUGACCUACUCACCACUGAGUUCUCAGUAGCUCAGUGAUUAGAGCAUGCGACUAGUGUAUGGAAGGUCGUGGGUUCAAAUUCCAUCUGGAACUCAGAAUUUUUUUCUGUGUUUUUCUCUCCACACAUAUCAUAUUUUCAUUUAUUAUUAUUAAAUGUGUCACAAAAGUUGUCUGUUCAACUUCCAUUUUAAAGUUCUCAUCAUUUAAAAAACGAUAAAAGCAAAAAUUCUGCCAAAUAUCACAAAAUUUUAAUGAGUAGCUUUUGAGAAAUCGUUGUCUCUGUACCAUUGCUUUUUUCGCUGCCAUGUUUGUUUGUCUUAUUUAAAACAUGCGCUGUCAUGCGAGUUACUGCUGACUGCUGCAAAACUGUGUUCAGCCACCUUAACAAUAUUGCAAACUUUUUGUAACUCAUUGUUAAAAAUGGUUUUCAGUGACUUCAGAUUGUUUUCUGAUAGAUAGAUAGAUUAUGAUAACAAUAAUUGCAGUGAUGGCCUGGAUAACAUAACAUGAUUUGAGUUGGAAGCUUAAAAUCUAGAAAUCAUGAAUUUAAAAUGUAAAAAAUAAAAAUAUGCAAUAUGAGACUAUUCACAUCAUUGCCUUAUUGACAUUGUAAUGGAUAAAACUAUUGCAUGUAUGGAUGGUGUGGGGGUAGAAGUAAAAUUGCGCUUUUUGUAUUUACGGUAUUCCAUUAAAUGCCGACGCUGCAUUUGAGAGCAGAAAAUGUUAAUAAACACCACCCUUGAAUAAAUGGCGCGUCAUGAUGCACCGUUUAUAACAAUAAUAGACUCGAAAACAAAAUGCAAUAAUGAUCAAGUUUGAGCAGCCUAAAAAAUUUAUUCUCUUUGAUUGUAACAAUGGUUUAAGAUCAGUACAUUCGAAGCUCAAAGGAAUAUAGUCAAAGUAAGAGCUACGCCAUACAACCAACACGUAACAUUGCAACGGCCUUUAUUAAUAUUUGUAAAAACGUUUAGGUGUUAUCUGAUACAACAUCAAAGUAGAAAAGAAAACUAACACUCCAAAGGUAAAACUAGACAAGACACUACGAUACUAUUAAACAAAAUACAAGGGCUGUCAUAAAACAUAACAAAAAAGAUGGGGCGGGUGGGAGGAAAAGGUUUGCUAAGCUGAUCCAACUGCCACAAGUAUGCUCUAAAGUACUCGCCUUGAGUGCAUAUGAGAACUCUACCUUGAGUUCCCCUACCAAUCUAUAUAUACGACUGCAUAUAUAGUGCUUUUACACUCAUGCUGUAGAUUUACAAUUUACUAGCCUCAAGUUAUUUUACUUGACAUAUGUGAAAACAAAUAGACAUGAAACCUAACACUGGUUCUAAAGUUGCCAGCUGUGCAAAAGGCUGCCUAAGUCCCUAGUCCUAGUUCAUGAUUUAGACAAACAUGAACCCGAAGGUGAUGCUUCCCAACAGUAUAUGAUUGUUUUCAUUUAACUUUUUCAACUUCUUCAACUUUAUUUGCACUGUUUUGAUGAAUUAAUCUUUUGCAUACAGAAUAUAUAAUUUUUGUACAGAAAUGUGCUAUUCAAGAAAAUCUAGAGAGGAUGUGCAGAGUGGCCAAAGGAGCCGGGGCUUUCGAGUUGGCUACUGUCAUGUUUGAAGUAUAAUAAAAAAAAGCCAAGAUAACCGACAAUGUUUUUCAGUUCAAAGUGAAAUUCAACUGUUCAGUUACCAUACUAUUGUUUGCAAGAAAUAAAUUGGAUUUUAAAUAAACGCCACCCUCUUAUAGACACCACCCUCAAAUAAACGCCGUGCUCGAAUAAUGAAAAAUUUAAUUAAUGCUGUGGGGUUUAAUCAAAUAAAUUCUGUACUCCUUAGUUAACUUUGCACUUGUUCUUUAGGGACUUGUCAGAAAUUAGCAGGGGGGAGGGGGGGAGGGGGGGUGGGAAUUUUAAAUUUGGGUUUGGAAAUGAGGUGACCCAUCGCUGCAAUGGGAGUGAAAUUUGCUAACCCUCCCCUUGACCUUGGCCUAAAAUAUCAUGACCCUCCCCCUCUUGUAUAAAUGAUAAAAUGUAGUUGUUGCAAUACAUUAGGGUGAGUCAGUAUUAUGCAAGCUCAAAAUAUAUUUCUAAUCUGUUCUUUGUAAUGCCAUAUACAUACAUUUUAGAUAACAGCAUUUAUAACAGUCCGACUCUGAUUCUGACAGCUGAUCACUCGACUCUCCUAUUUCUCCCAGGUUUUUUUUACAAAAUAAAGAACUUUUUUUUUCUUUUGUGGGUGAACCUCUACAUGAUCACGGACACAUAUUUGCAUGACCCUCCCCCUUUUAACGGCCCAUUUUUCAUAACCCCUCCCUUUUCUGCAGUCUCAAAAAGUUGUGACCCUCCCUCUGUUUCUACCCCCCCUCCCCCCCUGCUAAUUUCUGACAAGUCCCUAAGAAGGGAGUAGGCUAUACAGCUUUUGCGAGGGAUUGUAACAUAGGAAUUUAAAGCUUGUCACUUAAGAACUCACAGCCCUCCUGUAAGGCCCAGUAAUGGAUAAGCGGCUCAUUGCACGAACAAUCUGGAUAUCUUUGACAUCUUUCUAUAUCUGCUGAAAGAUCUACAUCUCUCUAGAUCUACUUCAGAAUAUAAUAAGUUUGACAGCAUUUGCAAACAAAUCUAUCGUGAAAAUAUUUCAAAAGCAGUAGAUUACGUUACUUACAGGUAUGAAAAGAAGUCUCUAGUUAACUGUAAGGAUCAUUCUUCAUUUGAUUUUCAUUUCUGCAGUUCUUAUAUGGUAUAUUUCAUAUACAUCUAUCACAGUCAGCUGACAGUUUUCCCAUUUUCAAUACAAAAGUGUUGACUGACAGUUGGCUGACAGUCAGUGAUUUGUCAGUCAACUGUUGGUCACUUGACAGUUGUCUCGGCAAUAUGUUAGUCCCUUUUUCAUAACAUGGAGAUCUUGGUUCAAGUUGUUUCAGCAUUUGCAAACAAGCUUUAUCUGUCAUGAAAAUAUUUAAAAAGUGCUGAAUUACAUUACUUCUUAAAGGAAAUCUCUAGUUUACUAGUUUAUGCAGUCAGUUAUUUUUGUAAUUGGGUCAGGCAAGUUUUUUGACGGCUUACUGACAUCCUCACCAAAUGAGGAGAGCUGCCGGUCGAUGAUCAAAUUUUCAUCUUGAGAGUUCAUAUUCAUUGAUGAAGGUAAACGACUAUCUGUUUUCUUUAACAAACUGGAGUUAGUUUUAAUCUGGUGGCCAGGGAAAAGGAAACUGGCAGUAACAAGCGGGUGUCCAUCAAGCAGGGUUUGGGUGUAUUGACAUUUAUCAAAAGUGGAAAAUUAAAAAUUUGAGCAUUUACCAUACAUCUACGCUGAUGUGUGAAUUGUUACUGACAGAUCUUACGUGUACUGUAUUGUUACCCUAUUCUUACUGGUAUUAAAUUUUCUCAAUUUUCAAUUUAAUACACACAAACAAAAGAUUGUGCAAAAUUUAGCGCGUGAAAUUUAAUACCAUUUUUGAAAACAAAACAAGAAUUUUAAAGAUGUUCUGAUUUGAACUGUGCACACUUGCUAAAGAUCUCAAGUUGCGUUUUAAGCACUGAACUGUAAUAUGAUAUAAAGUGCAUAGACAGCAUACACAGCAAGCAGUUAGGUUUUGUCUUGUUUAUAAAGUUGUAUAAUUGUAGGGCAGUUGUUAGUUUACAAUCAUGCUUUGAAAGAUAUAUGUUUUUUGGAUUUGUGACAAGUGCUCUCUUCUCAGGAUUUACAAAAACCACGACAAAAUUGCAAAAUUAAGCACAUGCAAAAUUUAAUAUUAGUAGUAAUUAGGUAACUGCAGUCUCAUGGUUAUUCCUCUUGCAGACGGUUGUUUCUUUUGUACGGACUUUUAUAAAGAAAGCAGAUGAUCGUAAGUUUUGUCCUUUUAUGUUUAUUAUUAACAGUGGUCUUGUAGAUUUGAGUAUAAAUGACCCUACACUGUCUUUUUACCCAUUUUUGCAUAAUGUAUUCUUGACUACAUCUAGGUUUUUAAAACUGAGAAUCAUAAAUAUCAGUGAGGUAGCUGAGGUGGUGUAAACAUUUAUUCUNAAGGUGGCUCUCACAAAUUGACGCAGAAGGAAAGCAUUUGCUGUAAAACGACUGGUGCUUUUUUUGUUAUCACAGUAAAGGCAUAUGAAAAAACAGAAUUUCGUUUGACACAGAAGAAAUAAAACCAAAAUUAUUUUAGCAAAUAGCAUUUGGGGUGUUCAGAGCCAAUGCACUGUCCCAUUAGACCCAGAACAAACAAAUUUAUAGACUGAUGUUUUAAGGUAUAAAAGGUAGAAAGGUAAAAUGACCAUACUUGCUGUCAAUAACUCAAGACCAUAAUUCAACUGGGAAACUAAAGGUGAAUGUUGUGCUCACUUCACUCUAUCUCUCCAUCAAUGUUUUGUGUUAAAGGUAUUUAACACUAGAUGUUGAAACAAGGAUGUGAUGUCACUGAAGUUUGAACUUUAGACCUCGUGCGGUGAAGGCCGUGGACUAAUCAAACUGUUCUCAUCCCUGUGUCGUCUACUUUAUGUUGGAACAGUAGAGUUCGAGUAGUCCCCAUUUUUCCUCAGGGAUACAAAUUUAGUAGAGUGAGUGAAACACGAGUGCAGGUGAAAAUCACCCCAUGCAAGAAAGGCGAGAUGCGCGUCUAAGAUGAUCCAUCUUUAUCGAACACAUGUUUUGCUUGCUCUUCUAUCCCUAAGGAAAAACAGGGACUACUCAUAGAUUAGUGGAACAGUAACUUGACGGAUGUUUUUCUUUUGGUCCUGUUUUAUAGAUUUAAUAGAUACCUUUGUAUCAUUUAUGGAAAAAAAGUCUCCUUGGUUGUCAAAAAAGAAACAGUUGUUAGCAAGCAUCAUUUAUUUGUCAGUGGAGAGUGCUUCUGCUUCAUGUACUCUUAAUGGAAGCAAGCUCUUUAAAUUUUUUGAAAACGUCUUCAAAGAGAUCCGGUAAGUUUUCUUUUAUUUUUAUAUGUUGCUAGGAAGGUGGUUAUUUUUUUUAUGGGGGAAGGGCUGGUGGGAUUCGAUGAGUAUAAGUACAGGGUUCAACAAAAUUAAUAUUUUCAAAAACUUUGUCCCUGAGCUACAUGUAGUAGUGGUAUUUGAGAACUAGUAGUUUCUAUUGGAAAGUGAGGUGGUGUGAGUAAAACUUGUGCAGAUUUAUUACAUCUCACAGAGUGUGAAUCAGUAGCAGUUUCUUUCUAUGGUGGCCUGUAAGGGAUAUUUUUUAUAAACAUUUUUAUCACCACUUUGAAAACAAGAUGUUGUGUUCAAACUAGAGAUUAAGGUGUAAAAGUGGUGAGCAGCGACAUUGAAAAUGCAGUGUCAUUUUCAAAAAGCAAAUUGUGAAAUUGAAACAGCCAUGUCAUGUUUGAAGUACAGAUUAGUGUGUUCAAAGUGGUAAGUUGUUCAAAGUAGAGACUUACGUGUACAACGAGGUGAAUUGCGACUUUUAAAAUGCGAUGUCAUGUUUAAAGUAACAAAGCGGGACUUUCAAAGCAUGGACCUGGGGUCCAUGGACCUAUCAUUUGGGACUGACGGGUGCAUGGAUCUCCUAUAUACACCAGGUCUAUUGACUCUCUGUAACGGAUUGGGUCCAUUGACACUUAAGAAGAAGGUUUUGGCUGAUUGUUGGUGGUGUUCUUUGAUCACUGAUAUUUACUCCUGCAGGGAAGUCCGCAAAUUUUGCAAAAAUCGUGAAAGUAAAAAUCAUGUAAAUCAAUUUCAUGUUAUCUAACAACAAAUAUUGCAAAAAUAGCAAAUUUAACAAAAGUUCAUUCGUAUAAAGAAGAAGGUAAAGAAGGCUCUUGAGAAGUUCGCAAAUUUUGCAAGAACCACAAAAGUGAAAAAAGACCGGGUAACAAAUAUCACAAGACUAGCAAGAACCACAGAUUUAACAAAACUUUAGGCUUAAGAAAGGAAAGAAAGGCCUUGAGAGGUCUGGAAAUUUUGCAAUAAUUGCAAAAGUAACAAGAAAUUUUCUUGUUUUUGAAAAAAAAUAUGGUAACAAGUGUUGCAAGGAUAGCAGUAAUCACAAAUUUAACAACACUUUGAACUUUUUGAACUUUGAACUUUAAAAAAAGAUAGGCAAAGAAGGGCCUUGCAAAAGUCUGCAAAUUUCGCAAAAAUCCCAAGAGUAACGAAUAUUUCUUGUUAUCCAAAAAGGCAGGGUAACAAAUAUCACAAGAAUAGCCAGAAUCACAAAUUUAACAAAACUGUAGUGUUAUAAAUAAAGGCAAAGAAGGACCUAAAGAAGUCUAGAAAUUUUGCAAAGUGAUAAGUUUUUCUUGUUAUAAAAAAAAAUUGGAUAACAAAUAUUGCAAGAAUAGCAAGAAUAACAAAUAAUUUAACAAAAGUUCAGUCUUGUAAAGAAGUUAGGCAAAGAAGGCUAUUGGAAAGUCUGCAAAUUUCAUCAAAAAUUGCAAAAGUAAUAAGAACUUUUCUUGUUAUCCAAAAAGACAGGGUAACAAAAUUAAUACCACAAGAAUAGCAAGAAUCACAAAUCUAACAAAACUUUAGACUUGUAAAGAAGUAAGGCAAAGAAAGGCCUGAGAAGUCACCAAAUUUUGCAAAAAUCAUAAAAGUAACAAUAAUCAUACUUGUUAUCCAAAGAGACAGGGUAACAAAUAUAAGAAUAGCCAGAAUCACAAUUUUAGCGAAACUUUAGACUUAAAGGGAAAGGUAAAGAAGGGCCUCAAAAAGUCUGCAAAUUUCACAAAACUCGUUAAAGUAAUGAGAGUUUUUCUUGUUAUCCAAAAAGACAGAGCAACAAAUAUCGCAAGAAUAGCAAGAAUCACAAAUUUAACAAAAUUGUUUCUUUCUUAGCAAUGCAAAGUUUAGAAGUCUGAACUUUUGCCAAAUUUGUUUUUGUUGUUGCAAUGAAAAUUCUUGUUUCUUUUUUUGCAAUUUUUGAUUGAUUACUGCAAGCAGUUUUCGUUAUUUCUUUUUGGCUAAAACAUUUUUUGGCAAACAUUUGCCAGCAAUUUUCUCUACACACUGCAAUUCUUGUUGAAUUGCGUAUUCUUGCUAUGAAAUUUGCAGACCUCUUGAGGGCCUUCUUUUCCUUACUUCUUUAUAAAAAUGAUCUUUGCUAAAUUUGCUAAUCUUGAUAUUUGUUUUCUGUGAUAUUUGCAAGAAAGUGUCUGAAACAUUUUCUUGCAUCAUGUUUUGCUAACAUUGCAAUUAAAAGUUUCUGGCAAAUUUUUGUGAAAGACUGCAAUCCUGAACAUAUUAAGUCACUGUUAUGUUCCAUGUCAAAAUUUAAAAGGAAGGUGCAAGGGUUUAUUACCAUCCGUUCCAUAUUCUGUCAAAUAGCAGGUAUUUGCAUGGUUAAAGAACUGAAUGGUUGUUAUUUGUUUACAUUUCCUUUUUUUGUCUUGCAUGGAAAGGAAUGACGGCAACCCAUCUCUCGUUGAGUACUUCCUCUAUGCUCUGAAUGCAUUUGUAAAGUCUUGUGCUGAUGAUUGUCGUGGGCAGGUUUGCAGAUUGGGAGAAACUCUGUUUCCACUGAUGCUCCAAAUGUGGAAGACAGCUCAGCCUGUUGCAAAGGUUUGAAGUUUAAUGCCGAAAUGUUGAAUACUAUUACAUGUAUGCAUUUAUGCAAAUAUGCCUAAAUUUUGGUUUGCCAGGUUGGAUGCAUGCCUUAAGCAUAUAUUGUGUGGUUAGGCUUUGCCCAGUCUGUCAGCAGUAUCAGACAUCCAGGUCAGAUCACUCUGAGACUUUACCCUUCCACUGCCAAAUGUAGUUAAAGGCAAAUUUCGACCAGAUUUCCAAAUUUCAUCUUCUAACAAAAACAAAAAGUACCAUGUGAAAGUACAGGCAGAGAGCUUUCAUUUGAAUGGUCACAUAGUAGGAUUUCAUCCACAAACACAAAAGUUACAGUCACCUUUCAAAACUCCAUCAAGCACUCUGGCAGUGAAAGGGUUGAAAGGUACUCUGAUUUGUAUGCAUUUUGUUAACAGUUAUUUCUAGUGGACCAUUAGUGGGAAAAAUUAAUGUUUUGUGUUAGUCUACAGAGUAAAAAAGGACUUGCACCCCAGUAGCAAGGUGUCUCUAAUACUUCUCAGAUUGUGAGGUUUGAUGCAACUAAGGGAGUGAAUGUAGGCAACAAAUGUUAUAAUGAUGGGCUUUGAGAUAUUCAAGCACUGUUUACUAACUAAAUAUUUGAUUUGUUGCUUAGGAUCAAUUGGUACAGUUCAUGAGGCUACAGGUGUGUGCUCACCAUCCUCUAGGAGUUCAUGAAGAUGAACAUGGUGCUUGGAGCAGUAGUGUUAAUCAUUGGAAGGUUGGUUGACAUGUUACCUCAAAGGCACCUUUUCUUGGAGUGAUGAGAAGUGAUGAUGUCACAAGAACUACUUGUGGAAAAUUAUGGGAUAGGCUGGCAUAUCCAGAAGGAACAACAUUAAAAAUGUCCGCUUGCCAAAAUCAAAAUGCAAAUUGGUGCAAAUGAUGACUCAACAACGUAAGCCAAUUUUAGAAGGAUUUAUAUAAAUUUGGGUCAUCAGAGCAUAAUGGUGCUUUUAUCUCCCCACAAAUUUGAACUAACCGGCUGAUUAUUGGAAAGGGGGCUUUUACUCAUCUUGUUUUUUCUUAAUAUGCCAACCUAUCCCAUAAUUUCACAAAUUUUAAAUUUUGUGACAUCACACUUUUCUUUUCUAUAAUAAAGACACCAAGAUCAGGGCACCCCAAAGGCUUUUCAGUCACUCUCCUUCUGUAGUGAGGUUCUCCUUAAAUCUUAACUGACUUUGUUAAGGUGGCAAAGCAUUAAUAGAAAUUAAGCAAGUAACAAAUGCUUUAAAAUAAAGCCUUAUUUGGGACAGUGCUUUGGUUGGCUUAUCCCCUUAUGAGUUUCUUUUUUAUCACUUAAUUCAAUUACCUUGAACAUUGUUGGAUAAAUGACUGUCACUGUCUCACGUCAUUAAACUAGGAAUGUCUUCAAAGAUUAUACUCAGCAAUCGUGGAUGAUGUUGAACAGUUAAAGAAGAAAGUUGUUCGAGCUUCCAGGUGUGGACUUUUAGAUAAUCAUUGCUGUUAUGUUCUGGGUUUUAUGAGAGACAACAAUUGGGAAUAUCACCCAUUCAUCGGCUGGUUGUCACUGAAUAUAUCUUCAGAGUAAAAUGUACCAAAUAAUUAUUUUUGACUGGUUCCAUAAGUGGGAGAGAUUAAGCAAAUCAUGUGUUUUGAUUCACUAUAUCCAAGAUGGCAAAAUAGACCUUUUUUGCACAGACGGAUUUGCCUCUUUGGUCCAGGGAAAGAAACGUUCUCUUUGCCAUAUAAUAUGUCUUUUUUUUUACAAAGGAUGUUUGGUCAAGAUUGCUGGAAAAUGAUGUGAAGUUAAAGUAAAUAGUGCCACUGGCUUUGGCCCUGAAGCCAUAGCCAUGCAAUCGGGUGCUUUUUGUAGUUAUCCUAGAGGUGAAACUUUCUUUUUGGUUCCUUCUCUCGAUCCAAAUGAUUCAACUGUUACCUGGAAAUAUACUUCAGGUUGCGUUGUAUUUACUUGAUUCCCAUUUCUGGAUGAAAGGGGGCAAUUGUCUUCAUUGCAAGUCAACAGUGUACUGCAGAAUCCCGUUCAAGCUAUUUGGGUAACCAGGGAUUAUGUCUGCCUUUUUUCUACCUACUAGUAGUCUUAGCAACUUACUUUCUGCAUUGUACGAAUAUUUUCUAAUCUAUACUACUUUGAUUCAUAUCUAUGCUGCCAUUAUGAAAUUCUCUUAAAUAUACAAAUGUACAACCACAGCAUGAAACUGGAUCCUGGAUUUUCCCCUCAGUUUAUUGAACUAGCUGCAGAUGUUUUUCAUCAGGUAUGCAAAAAAGACAUUGUCUUUAUCAAUGGUUUUGCACAGUAUCAUUGCCUCCUUUAGAGAAUAACUGUGUUGUAAGUUUUUCUCAUGCUAAAGAAUUUUUUUUCAAGCGUAAGUAAAUUUCAUAUACUGCAAUGGUUAAGGAGUGCAAGAAACUUUCUUACUGUAUUAUUUUGUAAGCAAUCUUAUGACAUUCUUUCAAUUAAGGGGGUUUAUAAACGCUUGCUUUCGUGGGGUCAGAAGGGAUAUGUAUGACUAUUGAUCAUAUUUAGAUAUGAGGAUUAUUUUGUUAACCAUGUUCAAACUUAUUUCAGGUGUUUUGGGUACAAAGUAAUUAUCACUCCAUCCCUACCAGCCAAGACUCAACUGAACCAGGUUUGAAAUAAUAGUGACAAGUCCAAAAUUACCAUUCUUUACCGAUGUUUGCUCCUCAAAAGACUCUUGAAUUACAUUGUGUGUACAGCAAUUCUGUUAAAAGAUUAUUAGUUUAAGGUGAAGUGGUUUGUAUUGAUUCAAAAGGGAGGCUUAUUAGGGAUAAAUCAUAUUGAGUUAACAGAAGGUGCUACUGGGUUAGAAAACUGGUUCUUGUGUUUUGUUUGGUUACAGGGGCUAAAAGGCAGAAAAUUGAGCUUGGAUGGCACUUUUCAAGAGAGAUUUUGGAAAACAGUUCUGAGAAUUUGGUAUUACUUUCCUGGUAAGGUGUUAAUGACGUUUUUAUUGGAAAUGCAUUCUGUUAUGGUAGAAUCUGAGAUGGACAAUCAUUUUGAUUGAUUACAGUGUUCUUUGUGCUGCCACACUUCCUUCACUUUGUUUUUAGAGUGUUGCGAGUGUGGGUAAGUUGCCUCUUUUUGACUUUAUACUACAGGGAUGCUCUGCUAGAGUUUUUGCAGUUUUUUUCAGUUACACUAUACUAUGCAAGCCUGUAGAAAUACGUUUGGCAAACUUCAAACAUGCUACACAUGUAUGUUAAUAGUUAAGUUGGUUAUAACAUAGCAAAUAACUCUUACCUUGUGUUUCCUAUUUACAUUCUCUGCUAGCACCUUUUUGUGCAUAGCGACUAUAGCCCUCACUGUACUUCACGAAAGUCGUAUGUGUGUCACAUUUUGGUCAGGGCUGUGUGUGCAUUGCGGUGUUUGAAAAUCGGUUGGUGGAGUGGUGACAAGGGACGUACAGUGUAUGGUCAGAUUUAUCUUUGACUCAGUCUUGUGGCCUCUGACACGUGAGAUGCAGACAGGAGGCCUUAGAACAUAUUCUGUCCAUCAUGGCAUUUAAACAAUGCAUACAGACUAUGGUUGUAAAGAUGAAAGGACUAAAAUGCUCUGUUAGCACGUGGUAGAAAGUAUGUUUGAAUCGAGUGUCAGUCUUUUGUUUUGUAGGCUUCAGAUUCUAUCUUCCUUAUUUUGUAAGCAUCCUUCAAGUAUCCCUGCAACUGAGUUCCAACCUUUCUUGUUGGUCUUACACCAAUUACAAACCAAACACAAAAGGUAUGAAACGAUUGAUAUUUGAUUAAUGUACAACUGUAUAAUGUUGCUUUGGCAAAUCCCUUUAGUAUAGUAAUAGAUUAGUGAAAUUACCAGAACUGUUUUGUCUUGUUUUUUUUUGUUAGAAGUCUAAUUUGCCAAUAUUUUAUAUUUGUCUUUUCUGUGUUGUCUUUUAGUUAAUGUUUCAUGUGACAUUUUAUGUUGUUUUGUUUUCUUAGGCACGAGACCAUUCAACAGGUUUUAAGAAGUAUUGAGGCUCUGGUGCAGUGUUUUGCAAAGAGAAAAUUUCAGCUGGAAAAGCAUGUCAUUAAAUCCAUAAAACCAACUCUGAAGCAAAUUUGGGUAUCUGCAUUACGUAUCAUUGGGAUCAAACACCUUACUGAUUCUGGUUUUUCUCUUCUUAUAUCCCUUUUAAAGGUAAUUGUUCCCUUUAAUUUAUAGCUAUUUUUCCUAGAUCGGGUUCUGGUUUUCACGUCUUGGAUAUAUACUGAGCUUACAGGUUGUCAAAGAUCAAAGGUCAGAUUUAGACAGCAUUCAUUGCUCAAUGUAAAUUCUUCGUUGAUCAAGUACACAUUAUGGUCACCUAAGUUUGGCAUACAAAAUUCUUUUUUUCCUGUGGUUUGCAAGAAACAUACAGUAAGCCCACCAAUUGACCCACAAAGAUAAUACACCACUUCCGAGUACCCUUGUGCAAAAGAGAUGCUGUUGGAAUGACUUCUGUUGGGACUCUGUGGCCUAUAAAUUGACGCAACGUUUUGGUCACAGUACAUUAUUGCAAUGCUAGAAGUUUAAAGCAUGAUAUAAUCCCUAUUAUUAUAAACUGAAUCUUUGGAUAAUGCAAUUCUAGAGCUCUGAUUGGCUUUAAUUAGCCAUCAUGGUAUAUGAGCCAUUAUACCAUGCUCUCCAAAUAUGGUAACUAAACGCGUCUGCUUAAAAUUAAAAACAAGCCGAAAAUCGGUUGUUUUUACAAAUAAAGUUGGGAAGAAUUCUCGAUAUUAUGUGGGCGUUUUUAAUAAAACAAUUAUUCCACUCGCGCUUGUUGGAUAUGAGAUGUGAUGAUAGCCAACUCUGCGCUACGCGCCUCGUUGGCUAUCUUAACUCUCAUAUCCAACGCGCACUGGCGGAAUAAUAGUUAAUUAUUGAGCAAUUGGACUACUUUUACUACUUUUCAGAGGUAAAUAGAAAGUCUGCCACUUGGCCGUUGCAGUACCUUGUAAGGGUUUAAGGAUUUGUGCCAUUUAGCCUUUGUACUGAAUAUUUAACAAUUAUUGAAUGAGGCUUAGUAUCAUCUGAAGAAUUAUGGAGAUCGAGGAGGGUGUUAUUGGCCAAGGCGGAUAACACCCUCUAAGAUCUCCAUAAUUCUGCAUAUGAUACAAAAGCUAAAUUCAAUAAUUGUUUUAUUAUUCAUUCAAAAUAAUUCCUAGUUUAAAAACAGGCUAAGACAUGCUUACCUCCAUCGAUGUUACGUUUAUCUUCAUUAGUGCACGUUAAUCGGCAAGUUUAGGAGAUAAAGGGUUGUUCAGCUCUGCAAGUAUUCUUCAAAUAUUAGAUGUUGUCUUUCGAGUCGUGUUCUUGCUGUUCUUGCCAUGUGUUUAGCCAACAGUUUACCUAUUUCUUGCUGAUGAAAUGAGGGAAAUGUUCCGCUAUUUUUGUUCUUACUACCAAAACGACUCAACCUCGUCCCAGGUUUUCUCUGUUAACGAUUCAAUAAUCUGCGACUUUGCUGCACUUUUGACGUCAUCGGUUCAAUAUGGCAAAUGUCUUCCAAAUUUGGUCGACAGUAGCUGUUUAUGAUGAAUUAUGUGUGUGAUGUUUGGUAAUUAUACACGGAGAAAUAUUUUAAAUGCAUAAUAAUGUGUCUUAAGGUUGGCUGCCCUUUGUAUUUUUCAAAAAUCUACACACCGCUGCUUGACUUUGACACUGCUUCCAAAACUUUCAGAUGCCAGUUCCUUUUUAGUUUUUAUUUUGGGUAUUGUACUGCUUUAAGUGACUUCUAGUGGGUACUACCGUUUGACUGUUUUGCUCAGUCAUGUUCGGACCAUUACAGUGCGCGUAUAUUGGACAACCCUCGUUUCCCUGUCCAACAUCUUUCACACAUUGGUAGAAUUUUUGCUAUUGGAGUAUUACAUUGCUCCCAAGAAUUUCCAGAGGUUAGUGGAACUCCUGCCAUUUGGCUUUUCCAUUGCCCCCAGAAGCUUUCAGAGGCUACAUUAUUUAUUGCCACAUGGCUUUUUAUUCGUGUUCAGGGUAUUAAUGUAGUUCCUGUCAUUGGGUUUUCCCCUUUCCCAAAAAUCCUUUAGACUGUAGUGGAAUUCCUGCUUUUUAACUGUUGCAUCACUGUGUUUCUGCCAUUCUGUUAUCACAUUUCAUCCUAAUGCUGUAAUGGGUUUGUCAUUCGCCUGUUCUUACAUUGGUCACAAUCUAACAAAAUUCCGUCAAUUCAAAUUGUUUUUUUUGCAGGAGCAAGUCCACCCAGAUCCAGAUAUUUUUGUUACCAUUUUACGCAGUGGAGUUCCGUCAAGGUAGAUUAAUACUUAUGUGGCAAUUAUGCCCCGCUGAUACCAAAGCUUAAACAUGUUGAAUAGCUGUUUAGUUAAACACGUUUUUUUAUUAUUAUUUUUUUGUUAUAAAAGCUGUUUACAGACUUUGAUCGAUUGCCAAUUGGGCUCAGAUUUCAGAACAUGUUAAGUACAUGUGAAUCCUGUGUUCUACUUAGUGGUGUAGACAGGACCUUUUCUGCGACCUUAAAUUAGCUUGUGUCUUGCAAAAGCUUUGUUUGCUUUUUUUUAGGUUCUCUGUGGAGUUUCUUUACACAUAUUUAGUGCAACAUCAUUUACCAGAAAAGCUAGAUUGUGUCUCAACUACAGGAUUUCCUGUAACGAGGGAAGGUUCAUAUCCUCUGCGACAUCAAUUAUUUAACUGGAUGCUACCCAUAGAUAAUGGGACUGAUGGUAAUAGUGAUGUUUUGGCAUUCUGGGCUGCCAAAUCCUCAAGCAGGUAUUAAGACAUUUGGUUAAUAACAAUUUCAAGCUCGAAAGUCCAAAUAUAGUCAACUUUUAAUUGUGUUGAGGUGUUUGUUCACCAAAAUAGGAACAUAUGGUACGUUUGAAGCUAUGUUGCAUCCGUUUUGUAAAAAAUAUGGGUUUUAGUAUAAUUAGUCUUAAAUAUGACUAUACUUUGCCUCUCCCUCAUCCGUGAAAUGCCUUUUAACAUUAUAUGUUCAAAUGGUUUCAUUAUAUACCGUCCAAUGAGCAAGCAAUUUGCAUAACUGGUUGCAAGUACAUUUUCUUGGGUUUGUAGCAUCCCUAUAUUACUUCUUCAGAAAAUUCCAGUAUGACUUUUAUUCCAUCUCCAUUGUCGAAAACUGAAAAUAAUUUUCCCCCGUAAAAAUAGGUAGGGAACUAAUUGAGGCGGGGGAAGAAAGACAUAUUUUACCUUAUAGAGUUUUGUCUUAAAGUAACCUACUUGCUAUCAACUUUUUACUUCACCAGACUAACUAAUACACAAUUGUUAGCUACUGUCCUUGUAGCGCUAACACAGAAAUUUCCUACAACUAUGGAUGUUUUUCGCCCGAACUCGCCAGGGUAAGUAGUUUUGAAAAUGGUCAUCACUCUUACUUAUUAUUGUUUUUUAGUAAUAUUUUCAUGUUUUGGUCUUAGGUGUCAUUGCCCUGAGGAAUUCUCUCAUGAUGCUGAGCGAGCCCUUGUUCAAAUGCAAGAAGUUUACUUGAAGUCAACCUUUGAUCAGGUCUUACAUUCACCUGCUGUUAUUUUUCUGAUUUGCCUUAGCCUUAGAAAGCAACCGACAUUUGGCGAUGUCACCACUGGUUCCACGCAAAAUGGUGUCUAAGGAGCAAGCGCGGAAAUUUCAUUUUGAUGGCUUGUCGCUACCUUGCUAGUGCUUCGGAUUGGUUGAUACGUUUGCUUCAAACAACCAGAGGCACCAGCCAGAUAAGGGUAGUGACACGUCAUAAGUAUGGAAUUUCUGCGCUCAUCCACGCAGGGUUCGUACAGGUCAUGGAAUACCUUAGCCUACGAACAGCAGACGCAUUUCCGUUUGUCGCUUCUCUCCCUCCGAAACUAUUUUUCGGAGCGAGAGAAGCGGCGACCGGAAAUGUGUCUGCUGUUCGCAGGCUAGGAAAACCUAGAAAGUCAUGGAAUUUAAGAAUUUCAUUUUCCAGGCCUGGAAAGUGAUGGAAUUUAAUCGCCGGUCCUUGAGAGUCAUGGAAGAUUAAAGUUAUAUUAGGUAGUUUAGUUGCUGCAGAUGACAAAGCAAGGACAAUGGAAGAUAUAAAGGAGUAAUUAAACAGCGCGAACGGCACGCAUUUUGGUGGACACCAGUGUUUGUGUCUGUUGAACUGUGUAAGGUGAAGAAAUACCCCAAAACAAGGACAAUUUUGAAAAGUUUUCAAGGGCAACUAAAUCUAAGGUCUGGAAAAACUUGAAAAGAUCAUGGAAAAAGUCAUGGAAUGUGAAGAGCUCAAAAGAGUACGAACGCUGUCACGUCAUUUCGUGGGGAAACUAGUGGUGGCAUCACAAAGUGUCGCCUGUUUUCUCAGGCCAGGUUUGCUCUCGCUUGCACCUUUUAAACUGAAACACUUGCAAAUACAAUAAGUGAUCGGUAUGCAGUCUUUCACCUCUUUCGUGUGUGCAUCUGACUCACUAAUCUGAUCCAUGAAAUGUUUAGGCUUGGGUAGAGGGGAACUCUGAAAGACCACUCUGCUGUUGCUAGGGCUGUGUGAUGACUCGAUGCAGGCGGUUAUCAAGAUAAUUCAUUCCAAAAGCUAGUGAAGAAUGGAAAUUCACGAAUUACAACUUGUAUCUGUUCAUCUUUACAAACAAGAUAUCUUAAAAGUUUAAAAGCACCUCUUAAACAUAUAAUAUAGAAUCUAAGAACGUUUGCCUGUUCUAGUUGCUUAAUUUGUGCCGGUCGUUUCGUUGACUGGAUGAUUUUCCCUUUUAACCUUUCAAUUUAAUUUUGUAGCAUUACAUAGCUCAUUUUAUUUGUACAGGUAAUCACAUGAUUUCGAGUGCAAUUUGGAAUAAAUAAGCACGAGUAAAUUUUUUCAAAGGCUAACAAAAUUGCACGUGCCCGUAGGGCGAGUGCAAUUUGUGGUCUUUGAAAAAAUUGACCAGUGCUUAUUUAUUCCAAAUUGCACGAGAAAAAUUAUGUGAUUACUUAUUAAUAAUAUUCAUGAAAAAAUUGCGAGAUAGCUUUAAAAUCUCUUUAAUAGGGAGUCAACCCGCGUAAACUACGUGCAAAAAUAAAUUAUUCAAAUGCUGCAAAUAUCAUCACACGUGCAGUCAAAACAACAUUUUGCUCGAUGUUUUUAAAGUUUGCAAGCUGCAGAAACGGGCUGAACAGUUCAUGGAAUUGUUUAAUGUGUUUGAAAUAAAGAUUUUGGGUUAUUACCUCGAGUUUUCCGCUCUUCCAGAGAAUUUCCUCUUCCUCCUCUGAUACUUGCCGAGCUUUGUUUGGGCGCUUACCACGGCCAGCCAAGCGAAGCUGUUUCGCUUUUUCCUCCAACACCUCUUUGGACGAACUAAAUUCUCGGUCACGUACAAUGGACAGGGUGCAGCCUUUGUUCUUUAAGUGUCUAUCAAGCGAUGCCUUCAUUACUCUAAGGCUUUCUGGUUCAUAAAUCUUCACCUUUUUGGAUUGUUUACUUCGGCGUAGAAAUGCUCGGGCAAAGUGUUAAGCUCAGCCGGCUCAUAAUUUUCUAUUUCAUCAGUAAUUUCCUUACCUACGCACCAAUUCUUCCGAAAAGAGAGCCAAAAACCAGUGCUUUUCGCAGUGUUUUCGUUUUUAGAGCAGUUUUUCAGCUCCUCUACAGUUGUUUCGGUCGCAAAAGCAAAUGUGCUGCAAUCGCCAACCAUUGCGGUUUUUGCUCGAACUGGUCCGGAGCGGAUCCAAAUUUUGCGCCAUUUAGAUCACGCAUUUGAUUGGCUCUCAGUGAGUUCCUUUGUUUAUUAGCCAAUCAGAAUGUCACGUUUGUUACUCUUUUCUGCACUCAAUUACCUUUUUUCUGCACUGUGUUACCUAAAAACUGCGUUCCUCAUAGCCAAUCACAAUCGAGAAAUUUUUUCAUGUAUAUUAUUGGUCAUGCAACCAAUCACAAUUAAACGCGAUCAACGUUUACUCAACGUAUUUUCAUGACAUUGUAUUUAACAAUACAGGUCAACAUUCGUUGGUGGAAUGGAAGUUUCAACCAAAGGGAAAAGAAGCCAACGAUUCAAGCCAAUUACAACAGAAAGAUUGAAUCGCUUUGUACCCUGCUGUGUGAUAGAUUGUCUCAAAUAGCCUCCGCACUGUGCGAAAACUUCGAAAUACAGGUAAAUAGUAUUGUGUUUAAAACUAAGAGUUGCUAUUGAAAAUGGCCGUGUGUCUGUUAUUUAAAACUGUAUUAUUACUUAUAUUGAUCAUGAGCAAUCAAAGUACAAAGUCAGAUUUGAAAGGCAUGAUGUGCACAGUGCAGAUAACGUACAGUAUUUAACAAUUGCCCGUGUAUAAGUUAAAACAAAUAGGUAAUGUUAAGUUAUUACAGAUGUCUGUAUCUUAGUCUUCAGGAGGUAUGUCUAAAGAACGUUUGUUGUCAUUUGGUGGAAGAAUAGAGGGCCUAGUGCGGUUUUGUUGCUUGGCGUGUCAGGUGAUGGUUUACUUGAUAAAGAGCAACUCUUUAACCCAGGAAGAAGUGAGAAAUCUGCCCGUGAAGAAGAAACUUGGGGUGAGUACAUUUGUGCAUAUGUUGUAGUUGAUUUUUUAUCUCAGGUAAUUUUUAUUUUUCUUUUGUUUUUACGUAUGGUAAUGUAUGCUAAUAAAGCUGAGAGAAAAGAAAAAUGAAAAUUGCCUGAGAUAAAAACAAAAAAAAACUAUAGCAAAUACACUGUAGCUCUAAUGUAACAAAUCAUCGUGGAGGUGGAAUUUUAGCAAUUGAACCCAGGUGUCACAGGUGUAGUCAUCUCGCCAUAAUUAGACACUUCUUCUAGGAGGACGUGGUGUGUCACAUGGCCACCUACGGAAAUUUUGACAUCUUUCUGUUAGGUAGGCGUGAUUUUUCUCAAUGGGUGAAACUUAGGGCUCGUGGUAUUUGCAAAGAUAUGUGCACCUCUGAACCUAACUGAACCUCACUUCAGCCUGGGGCCAAGCGCCUUGGUGGGGAAAAGGACGAAUAACGUCACGUAAAAAGCGUGGGACUGAGGAAGGGGAAAGCACACAUUUCCUUCCUCAGCUUCUCGUUUAUUUCGCCUCUUUCUUCAUACUCGCCCGUUUAUUCAGGCUAACCUCUCUCAGGCAGACGUGAACACAUACACACAUCUAAUCACAGUGCUAAGGAAUCAUUUUCGUGUUGCAGAAUUUGUUAAACAAAGUGGCUGAUGGGGUGAGUGAGAUCAACAGAUCGCAUGAUCUUGAAGUAACAACAAGGAUGGAAGUUCUCACUGGGAUCAUUUCUGAAUUGGAGCGAAUGUUCACUGUUUUAUCUGUAAGUAGCUAUUAAAACAUCACGUGGCUAUUUUUAGGCUCAUUUUUUGUCAACUUUUCUCUUUUGUCCCCCCUGUCACACAUGUUUAACACUCCAUCCGGCUUCAUUGACUAGAAAAAGGGGAAGAGAAAAUAACGAUUGUUAUGCGGGCCAGGAUAAUUUAGCUAUCAGCUUUGACUUUAAUCCAAUAUCAUACUGUUUUGUGAAAGAACGUCCAUCGCUUAAUUUUCAGGAAACAGCGUCAUCACCCCAGCUGUUUUGUGGGAUGAUCUUAAGAGAAAAGACCCCACGUUCAUUGCUGAGUGAAAUUGUAGCCAUUUACAGCGGAGAGGUAAAGUGGUGCAGUAAUAGACCUUUUUACCGAUACGGCGGCCAUAUUGAAUUUAUUAGAUUUAAGGACUAUUAUGGGAUGCCUAGGGGGCACUCGCUCAGUAUUUAUGCGUGCUUCUCGGGCAAAAAGAGAAUUCCAGUGUAUAUUUCUGGGGAAAAAGGCGAUCGUCAUUAUAUCCAAACACGGCACAACGAUCUUUUUUCCCAUUACAAUCUUUUUCUAGGGAAACGUAAAGAAAAAUUGGCCACGUAAAUACUGAUGCAAGUAUACUGGAUCGUCCACAUGCCCCCUGGGCAUCCCAUAAUACUCCUUAAAUCCAAUUAAUUCAAUAUGGCUGCUGUAUCGGUAAAAAGGUCUAUUGUUCGUUCCUGUCCUGUAUAUAUCAAAAUACCCUUCCACAAAACUUUGACCUCGAUAAAGAUAACUUUUUAGGCUGUCACUUGACCAAAGCAUAACACAUAGAACACCUUAAGUUCAUUGCCGAGUGAAAUAGUUGCCAUUUACACUGGAGAGGUACAUUUUCUGUAGUAACUGAUCUCUCCUGUGAAAUCGUGGCCUUUGUGAAGUGGUGCAUAAAUUGAACACUCCUGUCCUGUAUAUCUGAAAUUACCCUUCUCGAACAUUUCGACGUUUAUGAAUUUGUCGUCUAUUACUUACAGUACAGUUUGACGUCUAUGAAUUUGUAGACUGUUACUUAACCAAAGCAAACGCUGUCUUAAGAACGACAUCAACACGACAGACAAUUUCUGGAUGUGGUUUCUGGGAGUACUGCCACAAAGUACGGUACCUUUUUUGUUUCACAAAUUGUAAGGUUUAAAAUGAGAGAAUCCUGAAAUAUAGAGUACCACCUAAUUAGCGGCAAACCAUUUUUUAAGUAACCAUAGAUUGUAAGUAAAAUAUAGCUGUAGUGGUUUUGUUUUUUUCCUUAGUUGGCACAGAGUGCGUCUGUCAAUUCUAGUCGUCUUGAUAUCACAGAGAGAAGUUUCGUCAGCCAGAGUACAAGUGUGGUUAGCAUGGAUGAAACAGAUGGUUUUGAUGAUUUUGAGUCUGAUCUGUCAUCAAGUGAUGAGCUUGUGACCAUCCCUGGCUCACAUAGCCAGUCCCAAAAGAAAGGAGUAAAAUCUGGUGAGUAAUUUGUCAGCACAACUGAACUUCAAGGAGCAUUACAACAAGUAAAGAAGUGGUAGGAAUUUAAAGCAAGUGAAAACGGAAGAGUUUAGACCUUUUGCAAAAAUCUCAAGCAGAGUAAAUUUCACGUCAUACUGUGUCAUCUUUUCUCUGUGUCGGACACAGCGGGGAACCUAGGAAUAGUGUUUUUAGUAAGUCCAAGUUGUUUCAGUAUUGAUCUAUUGAUGUUGGAUCUUGUCUUAAGCCUAUUCCACCUUGCGAGAGAGCAGUGCAAGGUUUCUGUGCAAGUGGUCAAUGCAGGAUGGAGGAGAUGUUGGCAUUUCAGCUCUUGAUCAUCAACCAAAUGAUAUCAAAGAAAAGGUUGUUAGCUUUUUUAAUUCUGAGGUAAGAAGAUAGAUGUUUUCACUUAACUUAUUUUUGUGGUUCUAUUGGUUAUGAGAGGAAGAUUUUCACUCCAUGGACUCUGAAGAUUUUAGAGGGUGAAAUGCAGUUUACAGAUAAGGCGUGCAAAUUCUUGGCAAAAAGUACAGGUGUUGCAGUGGAGAGAAGGUGAUAUAUCCCCCUCAAACAAAAUCGGGGGAGGGACUGGUCCCCCUCCACACCUUUCAGUGCCGAAAAUAUCGUUCGCUUAGCCGUCAACAAAUUGUCUGUCACCAAGAUGAUUCUAUGGAGGUCCACAUAAUGUAGACAUCGUAUUUCACAUUACCUGAGGCAUCGGUGACUUCAAAGCGCUCAUUUUAUUUCCUGCAAUGACCAAAAGCGCCAUGAUGCAGGAUCUUCUAAACACCUACCUGCUCAGGCAUUGUCUGGAAAAGAUUGCAGAGAGACUGGCCACUGUUAAAAUUGUAAAGAGGUUUGUUUUGUGCAAUGUACUACCAAAGGGGCGUUUUGGGAAAUUUGAGAAGGGGUAUGCACCUGGCUUGCUGUGCGAUGGAACUUUCCAUGUAAUCCCAUGCUUCAAAACGCUCCACCGAGUCUGUGGAUUGUUUUUACCGAGGUACCUUUGCCAUCAACAGCCAGUCUGAAAACGGUUUCUUGAAAGUGUGAAUUCUACAAAUUAGUCACUGUGCUUAUGCACUGGAACAGCUCAUAGGAUGGGUACAAGAAAAUUCCUAUCGCAUGAUCUUGAAGUAACAACAAGGAUGGAAGUUCUCACUGGGAUCAUUUCUGAAUUGGAGCGAAUGUUCACUGUUUUAUCUGUAAGUAGCUAUUAAAACAUCACGUGGCUAUUUUUAGGCUCAUUUUUUGUCAACUUUUCUCUUUUGUCCCCCCUGUCACACAUGUUUAGCACUCCAUCCGGCUUCAUUGACUAGAAAAAGGGAAAGAGAAAAUAACGCUUGUUAUGCGGGCCAGGAUAAUUUAGCUAGCAGCUUUGACUUUAAUCCAAUAUCAUACUAUUUUGUGAAAGAACCUCCAUCGCUUAAUUUUCAGGAAACAGCGUCUUCACCUGAACUGUUUUGUGGGAUGAUCUUAAGAGAAAAGACCCCACGUUCAUUGCUGAGUGAAAUUGUAGCCAUUUACAGUGGAGAGGUAAAUUGGUGCAGUAAUAGACCUUUUUACCGAUACGGCGGCCAUAUUGAAUUUAUUAGAUUUAAGGAGUAUUAUGGGAUGCCCAGGGGGCACUGGCUCAGUAUUUAUGCGCGCUUUUCGGGCAAAAAGAGAAUUUCAAUGUAUAUUUUUGGGGAAAAAGGCGAUCUUCAUUAUAUCCAAACACGGCACAACGAUCUUUUUUUCCCAUUACAAUCUUUUUCUAGGAAAACUUAAGGAAAAAUUGGCCCGAAAAGCGAACGUAAAUACUGAUGCAAGUAUACUGGAUCGUCCUCAUGCCCCCGGGCAUCCCAUUAUACUCCUUAAAUCCAAUUAAUUCAAUAUGGCUGCGGUAUCGGUAAAAAGGUCUAUUGUUCGUUCCUGUCCUGUAUAUAUCAAAAUACCCUUCCACAAAACUUUGACCUCGAUAAAGAUAACUUUUUAGGCUGUCACUUGACCAAAGCAUAACACAUAGAACACCUUAUGUUCAUUGCCGAGUGAAAUAGUUGCCAUUUACACUGGAGAGGUACAUUUUCUGUAGUAACUGAUCUCUCCUGUGAAAUCGUGGCCUUUGUGAAGUGGUGCAUAAAUUGAACACUCCUGUCCUGUAUAUCUGAAAUUACCCUUCUCGAACAUUUCGACGUUUAUGAAUUUGUCGUCUAUUACUUACAGUACAGUUUGACGUCUAUGAAUUUGUAGACUGUUACUUAACCAAAGCAAACGCUGUCUUAAGAACGACAUCAACACGACAGACAAUUUCUGGAUGUGGUUUCUGGGAGUACUGCCACAAAGUACGGUACCUUUUUUGUUUCACAAAUUGUAAGGUUUAAAAUGAGAGAAUCCUGAAAUAUAGAGUACCACCUAAUUAGCGGCAAACCAUUUUUUAAGUAACCAUAGAUUGUAAGUAAAAUAUAGCUGUAGUGGUUUUGUUUUUUUCCUUAGUUGGCACAGAGUGCGUCUGUCAAUUCUAGUCGUCUUGAUAUCACAGAGAGAAGUUUCGUCAGCCAGAGUACAAGUGUGGUUAGCAUGGAUGAAACAGAUGGUUUUGAUGAUUUUGAGUCUGAUCUGUCAUCAAGUGAUGAGCUUGUGACCAUCCCUGGCUCACAUAGCCAGUCCCAAAAGAAAGGAGUAAAAUCUGGUGAGUAUUUUGUCAGCGCAACUGAACUUCAAGCAGCAUUACAACAAGUAAAGAAGUGGUAAGAAUUUAAAGCAAGUGAAAACGGAAGAGUUUAGACCUUUUGCAAAAAUCUCAAACAAAGUAAAUUUCACGUCAUACUGUGUCGUCUUUUCACUGUGUCAGACACAGCGGGGAACCUAGGAAUAGUGUUUUUAGUAAGUCCAAGUUGUUUCAGUAUUGAUCUAUUGAUGUUGAAUCUUGUCUUAAGCGUAUUCCACCUUGCGAGAGAGUAGUGCAAGGUUUCUGUGCAAGUGGUCAAUGCACGAUGGAAGAGAGAUUGGCAUUUCCGCUCUUGAUCAUCAACCAAAUGAUAUCAAAGAAAAGGUUGUUACCUUUUUUAAUUCUGAGGUAAGAAGAUAGAUGUUCUCACUUUACUUAUUUUUGUGGUUCUAUUGGUUUUGAGAGGAAGAUUUUCACUCCAUGGACUCUGAAGAUUUUAGAGGGUGAAAUGCAGUUUGUAGAUAAGGCGUGCAAAUUCUUGGCAAAAAGUACAGGUGUUGCAGUGGAGAAAAGGUGAUAUAUCCCCCUCCAACAAAAUUGGGGGAGGGACUUAUCCCCCUCCACACAUUUCAGUGCCGAAAAUAUCGUUAGCUUAGCCUUCGACAAAUUGUCUGCCACCAAGGUGAUUCUCGGGAGGUCCACAAAAUGUGAACAUCGUAUUGCACAUUACCUGAGGCAUCGGUGACUUCAAAGCGUUCAUUUUAUUUCUUGCAAUAACCAAAAGCGCCAUGAUGCAGGAUCUUCUAAACACCUACCUGCUCAGGCAUUGUCUGGAAAAGAUUGCAGACAGACUGGCCACUGUUAUAAUUGUAAAGAGGUUUGUUUUGUGCAAUGUACUACCAAAACGGCGUUUUGGGAAAUUUGAGAAGGGGUAUGCACCUGGCUUGCUGUGCGAUGGAACUUUCCAUGUAAUCCCAUGCUUCAAAACGCUCCACCGAGUCUGUGGAAUGUUUUCACCGAGGUACCUUUGCCAUCAACAGCCAGUCUGAAAACGGUUUCUUGAAAGUGUGAAUUCUACAAAUUAGUCACUGUGCUUAUGCACUGGAACAGCUCAUAGGAUGGGUACAAGAAAAUUCCGCUUGCCCAAUGGAGCGGUACAUUCCAGCUGCACAGACCCGACAAAAGCCAGUGCAAGUUUGGUUUGUUCUUGUAAGCAGAAUGCAAAAUAGUGGUACUGGGAACAACAGUUUUGUCAAAUGGAAAGGGAUAUUUCAAUCCGAGUGACCAAAAUGAGCAGACCGAUCAAAGAAGACCACCGUCAAAAUUGUCCACAAAUAUUCUGGUCAGACCGAAAGAAAUGGUUCGUCCCUUUUAAUUUCUAACCGAAAUGUCUGAAAUUUUGGGCUGAGUGCAAAGUGCCCUAGUUUCAAGUUGUCUGUGUUAAUACCCCGGUACUUAUAACUCCUUGUCUCGUCACUUUGUCGAAAGCACCUUGCCCUGUAUUUGCUGUUUAGGAAAAAUGAGAUCGUCAAAAUAGUGACAUCAUCUGAAGUUCUCAUUUCUGGUUUCUUCCUUUUUUGCAGGAAUUUAACAUUUCGAAAGAUGGAGAUCUUAAGUUGGUAUGUUCUUAUAGUGUUUGGUUGUUAUUAUUUUACAGUCACGCAAUACAAUUACCACUUAAAAUGUCACAUUAACUCUGUAGUACUUGAUUCUCGAGCCAGUGACAAGAAGUGUAUUGGCCAUGUAGUUAAGCUGAUUUAGUUUCUAACCUCCUACCACAUUUUAGUAUUUUACAGUAUCCUUUGCCUUGGCAUCCAGCAAUACCUCUCUUCCAAGUCAUCACUUGGAAGUCCUUCUGGAGGUGUUUAGGUAAUGACCUUAAUUCUUGUAUUUCUGAUUCACUGUGUUCUUACAGGAUAUCGGUGACGUCUACUUCCCUUUCGUAAACGGUCUUUACCAUUUUUAACGGUCGAUGCCACCAUUAGUCGUGAUAGAUGUAACAUAUUCUCUGGAUUAAGUUACAAAAGGUAUAUAAUACGUUUUUGAAUAGUGUUAGAAAGAACGGCAUUGAAGCCCAAGUUUGAUUUUUAUUUAAAUUUAUGGAAAGGGCUAGGGUCACCUGUUAUUGAAGUAACAGUUAAGAAAGACAGUGUCAGUGUAUGUAGUUAAUUUUUUUCAGAAUUUUGGAAAAAACAGAUCAAACAUUUUAAAAGUGGUAGCGACCGUUGACGAAAGGGACAACUGCAUCGAAGACAUUGCAACAAUCAUAUUGUGAAAGAAGUUUUAGAAUCACUUUGCAGUAAUGGAAAUAAGUCUGGCAAAUUCGCCAAAACCAUAAGUUAAGUUUUAUUAAUAUUUUACGUAAAUUCCUUGUCAAAAUAUGUUUCAUUACCCUGGACAAUUCGUUAUUAGUUCCCUUUACACAGUCACAUCAUCUUGUUUAUCAAGUGCCUAAGUUCCAUUAUUCCCUUGAAUGUGCUUGGUGUUGUUGUAAGACUGAAGGGCGUGACCGAAGGGCGUGACAGUCAACUCUCGUAUAAAAAGCAGAACCACUGGUAACUGGGAUCACUAGAAUCUCCCAGGACCUCAAAGCAACCAAACUAGUCACUAUCCUUUAGGUAGUGCUGUUAAAACUUCAUGAGUUUUACGACGGAAAGCAAUUUGUUUCAGUCAUGUUACAAACUAGUAAUAAUCAGCCGAAGGGUGUGACCUGGCGUGUUUUACAUGUGCUUGUUAUUAAUCAUUUUUUAACAACACUUUUCACUAUCGUGUAGGCAGGCUAUGUCAAAGUAUAGAAAGGAUCAGAAGGUCUGUUGUCAAGGUCUCAAACUUUUGGUGGAGCUAACCCGCCAUCUUAGUGACAACACAAACCUGGACUCAGACCUUGAGUCUUCAAGGGAGAUUGCAGCCCACAUACUUAAAGCAUUUUGGUAAGAUUAUAUUUGUAGAUAUUUAAGACGGUCAAGUUAAUAUUUCUCUACUUGUGUUAAGGUUCUUCGGUUGAGUUGCUGAUUGGGACUCAGAUUUUUUCUUUAUCCAGUACUGACGAAUGCGACCUGUUUCAUCACUCUUUCCCUGGUUGAGAUGGUCCGCGAGACUAAAAAUGGUUUCUGUGGAAUCUAGUUCAAUGUUUCACCCGUGUUGCAUUUAUUAUACGAUGAGAGAGUUUAAGUAUACGGCUUCAGCCUCUUCCUUAAAGGAAUAGGUAUUAUCUUCUCGCUAUAGAUUUUAGUAAGGCGUUUACAGGCUGCUUCAGCGUAAUAUACAUUUAUAGACAAAGGCGAGAGGCUUUUAAUAGCUAGUGCUCCAGGUUUACAAAGAAUGCGUAAUGUGUAAAGGGCAUGCUGACUAUCAAGCACCUGGGAUUUUACUUUUUUACAGGACUUUAAAGGAUACGCAAUACAGUCCGAUUGUAAGGUUACACAUGGCAAAAUGCAUGGAAACGUUUUUGAAGGUACUUGGUUUUUUACGCCAUAUUAAGCAAGGGAUAGCACAGUGGUGUGAGCACUUCCCUCCCACCGAUUUGGUCCGGGCUCAAAUCCCGGCGUCGGGUAAACGAAGAUGUGCUACCUCCAAAUCGUUAUAGCGGAGCUCUCGCGCAGCGGAGCACCAUGGGUAAGAAAAUAUGGUAAUCUAUGCUUCCAAGAAACUUUGGUUCUGAGGAAAUCGUUCAUACGGAGUACGUCCAUACGUACGUCCACCCCAUCAUAUAAGNAGUCUUCAAGGGAGAUUGCAGCCCACAUACUUAAAGCAUUUUGGUAAGAUUAUAUUUGUAGACAUUUAAGACGGUCAAGUUAAUAUUUCUCUACUUGUGUUAAGGUUCUUCGGUUGAGUUGCUGAUUGGGACUCAGAUUUUUUCUUUAUCCAGUACUGACGAAUGCGACCUGUUUCAUCACUCUUUCCCUGGUUGAGAUGGUCCGCAAAAUUAAAAAUGGUUUCUGUGGAAUCUAGUUCAAUGUUUCACCCGUGUUGCAUUUAUUAUACGAUGAGAGAGUUUAAGUAUACGGCUUCAGCCUCUUCCUUAAAAGAAACAGGUAUUAUCUUCUCGCCAUAGAUUUUAGUGAGGCGUUUACAGGCUGCUUCGGCGUAAUAUACAUUUAUAGACAAAGGCGAGAGGCUUUUAAUAGCUACUGCUCCAGGUAUGCAAAGAAUGCGUAAUGUGAAAAGGGCAUACUGACUAUCAAGCACCUUGGAUUUUACUUUUUUACAGGACUUUAAAGGAUACGCAAUACAGUCCGAUUGUAAGGUUACACAUGGCAAAAUGCAUGGAGACGUUUUUGAAGGUACUUGGUUUAUUACGCCAUAUUAAGCAAGGGAUAGCACAGUGGUGUGAGCACUCGCCUCCCACCGAUUUGGCCCGGGCUCAAAUCCCGGCGUCGGGUAAACGAAGAUGUGCUACCUCCAAAUCGUUAUAGCGGAGCUCUCGCGCAGCGGAGCACCAUGGGUAAGAAAAUAUGGUAAUCUAUGCUUCCAAGAAAUUUAGGUUCUGAGGAAAUCGUUCAUACGGAGUACGUCCAUACGUACGUCCACCCCUUCAUAUUAGCGGAUGCGAAAUGGCACACUUUAAUACUAUCUGUGUAAAACUUGGUAUUGGACAUCCAAGUUGUGAUCAAUUGACAGCUGUCAAAAAAGAGUAUCCUCUGACCAAUUGCAAAUGACUGCAUCGCGGGCUCAGGUAUACAACUCAUGGAAGUGAUGUAAUUUUUAAAGAUAUCCGCUGACCAGUUGCUCGUUUUUAAUUGAUCGCGGGCGCAGGUUAAUUUUUUUAAAGGUAAAAUUCGGUUUGCUCUCUGCUUACGGCCAAAGUAUAAUUAAUUGAGGAAGACGUUUCCUAAAGCAUCCUUCGAGAGCUUCGCUUUUGGCCUUGGCUAAAUCUGUAUAUAAUAUUUACUUAUUUAUUGGUUUAUUAAGUUGAUUUAGGCUCAUUCCCUUGUGGUGUAACGCAACCCUUUAUUUUAGGUGGAUCCAGAGGAGAAUUGGUGUGGUAUGAAGCAAGUAAAGAAAGAUAGGGAUGGAGGUAAGGCUUCUCUGUUACGUGUGUUACAGAAUGAUUUCAUAUUAAGUCAGCAUUAUUUUACAAAGCGGAAAAAACAGGUAAGCACGGCAGUAACUUUGGUGUUUACGUGUAUACCUUGCCCUAACUGUCAUUACAUUUGGCAAAUGUGUCCGUGGGCUGAGCAGCGUUUUGUGGUAUCGCGGUUAUUGGUAAUUCGUGAGGCAGGUGAUGAAGUUGACUGAUAAUGUGAAAGCAAGCUAGUUGACUGUGAUCUAUGAACGUGAUAUUAUUUUGUGGGUGAAUUAAGGUCUGUCUUUUGGGGACUCCUUUUGUUGCUGACACGAGACUUUUCGGUUUGGCUUUUUUUCGCUAUAAGAUCUCAAACGUGACUUAAAAUGGUUUGAACAUCACAAUAUUUCCCUUGCUUACCCGUUUUAUGGUUCCUAUUUUUACUCUCUCUGCAGCUGUGAAGGAAUCUUCGUCUCUCUCCCUGAGCGAGGAAUUCCCCAAGCUUCUUGGUGACUCCAGCCACCUGUUAAGAACAUACAUGGCUUCUGCCAUUAAAGUGCUAUUUGUGAGACAUGUCACAAACGCUUCUGCUGUUCCUGCUCCUCGUGACCAUCAGUACGAAAUGUUUGAGCGUGUGGCACAAAUCCUGGUUCAGUCAUUAACUGAAACAGUGGCCGUGAGUAAAUGUUAUUGGUCAUUUUGGGGUUGAGCGUGAACCUGAUCGGUGUUGUGUCAAAUUGCACCAUGGGACUGUUCUGGGGAUGCUCUCUCUUCUUCCAUUUGAGAGCUUUAGAUUCUGAGACUAGGACUACUACGAGUACGAGAUUUUCCCAAUACUGAGUAUUGCUCACGCGUGAAUCAGCGUCAUUUUGGCGGGAAAACGUGAUAGCCGUCGUCAUUCUACUACUAGUUUCAGCGAGAAUGUCUUAGUGGCGGGAACGAGUUAUCAAAUGUAAGAGGUUUUAUUAUUUUGCUACCGGGAUAGGGCUUAACCUCCUUCAGUAUAAAUAACCGUACUAACUUUUUUGGCGAAAAAGAGUGAAAUGAAGCUUUCCGGGGUGUCUUUUCUUGAAAACACGCGCAAAAACUUCAAGUUAAAUCUGGCACUCGCGCUCGUUGUCGUCCUCAAAUCUAAAGCUCUCUAUUGUCUAUUACGAGGUUACACAAAAAAGUAAGUCAAAUUUCUUCUUCAUAAAAAAAUCCUUAUGGUGCAAAUCAACACCACACCGACCCAGUCUCGAGCAGAUCCUUAAAAUAAUCAAUAAAUAUGAAUAAAUAAUUGAUUAACGGUGUGCAACAUGUAGUGCCUGUUAAUGACUUCUAAUGCUGUUCGAUAUGUGCAUAACGCAAAUAUCCAAUAAAGAUAAUUGUUGCGCGAAAACCAAGGGAGGUUCCAUCAUCAACUGGCGUUAUUCAGAGGGUCUGGAAUAAAUUUUUUAACUUUUUUAUUUGAUAAAGGAAACUUUGAGUGAAGAGGAAAGAGAAGAUGAAUGUGUUAACAGAUCUAGCUCUAUGCUUGCAUGCCUCAAACAAAUUGCACUCGUCAGUCCUAUCUGUGAAAAAAGGGCUAUUGCUCUGCUCUUCCAAGCAGUCAAGGAACAGUUUUUGGACAAGGAUUUGGUCAAAAAGGUAAAGAGUAGAAAUCAAUUCAAAUGCUCUCUUUUGUUACGUUAUUGUGCUGUUCAAGACUUUAAGCAGUAUCUCCCAAAUUGUUUCUAAAAUAGAGAUCGAACCCACGAAGGUCCUGCGAAAGACACAGUAACAACUCUGAAAACUCGAAAACAAAAACUUUUUGGUAAUUUGGUGACUUAUUGUAUAUUAGUAUAUAUAGAUUUAACAGAUUUAAAACCUAAUAUUCUUUACCCUUGAGAUUGGGACGUUAACAGGAUGCGAUCCCUAAAUUCCAGAGGGAAGUGGUUCAUAUGUUGUGAAAAUGCAGCUUCUUCAAGUACUGGGAUAAAAUUGAAAUCUCUUUAGGACUUAGAACGUAGGCGGAUGAUCUAUAUCCAGGCUUAGUGUUAGGUUGGUGCUGAAUGGACAAAAAGUGAAUACAAAUUCAUAUUAGUACAGGAAUGCACAAUGUGACCCCGAGAUUAAGCGUGUUGAACGUAAGUGAACCCCACCCAGCACUGCACUCAUUUUGCCAUGUCUUGCUUAUCUUGUUUUGCACUGCAGUGCGCGGGAUUUUCGUGGAGCUUUUAAUUAAUGGGACGAUAAAUAAUUUUUUCCCAUUUAGCUCGGCCACUGUUGGAAAAGGUAGAUUUUAUUUCUUUAAAAAACUAUUGCUAGGUUCUGGCUCAGCUGGCUUGUGAGCUGGGUUACACAUCAAGAGCUGCCUAUGUCAAGAACCAUCUAGAAUUUAUCAUUGAUGACUGGCUAAAACAUGGCUUUAAGAUUACUGACUUUCCCUGUCAGAUGCUAGAUUUCAAAAGAGUUGCUGACUUUUUCCAGUAAGUGUAAUAAAUUACUUGAACUUCCGUUGGGGUAGCUGGUACUUAAACCUUUUCACUCCCAGAUUUGAUUGAUGAGCCGUGAAAAGUGGUCCUAGUUUUUGUGCCUGUCGACAAAAUCGUAUGGUGUGACCAUUUAAAUGAAAUCUGUUCAGUAGUUUCUUCCCAUGGUGCUAAUGGUGCUAUUUAUUUAGUAUGUUGUUCUUAUUUGGGUGAGUCUGUGGAUACAAUCCUAUUGUGUCGCCAUUCAAAUGAAACCUUUUCAGUAGUACUUUCACAUCGUAUUAUUUAUAUAGUGCAUGUAUAUAGUUCUAACUUUUAAGUCUGUCAACGAAAUCGCAUGGUAUGACCAUUCAAACGAAACCUCUUCAGCAGUAGUUUUGUAUGGUCUAUUGCUAUUUGUUUUUCAUUAUUUUACAAAAUGAAAUUUGGAAAUUUUGUUUAAUUUUGACUUAAACGACUUUUGAGAGUUAAAGGGGCAAGGAACUAGACCUUAUUCACGAUACCCGCCAUCACUGCACGCGCUAAAGGACUGAUGGGGUAAAAGCAAUGUCACAUGGUUUCUCAGGGGCAAACACUUGAUAAAAGUUGCCAAUACAAUAAAUCGCAGACGUGUUUUUUUAUUCUAGACAACUGAAACUGAACAACUUUUUAUCUUGAAAACGAUAAUGGCAAACUGUAGGUGUAAGUGAUCAUUGUUACUGUUUUGGAUGCAGUAGUAGACUUCGAGCAGUCUCUUAUUUUUCUUUGUAAAGUUACUGCACGCGAAACCUAAAUACGCGAGCGACGAAGCUGCUUGCCCCGAGAAACGAGGGCGUAAGCCCUAGAAGAAAAAAUAUUUUGUCGUCUCGUCUCGAUCCCUAUAUAAUAACAUCGUGGUUUGCAAUCCCGCUGGAUGAGAUAAGAACUAGAAAGAGGCGGACUGCAAGCAGUCUAAUGCAGUAGCGACCGUACAUGUUCUCACAGCAAGCAAUAUUGACAUGAAACUUGAGGAAAUUCGACCCGUACACUUUGCUUGACUGUCAAAUCGUCGUCUCGUUUUGAGAGAAUAAACAAACUCGACAUUUACUACUUGUAUUGGCAAAUUUUAUCACUUGUUUGCCCCCUGAAAUACCACGAGACAUUGCUUUUAUCCCAUCCAUCCUAAAGCGCGUGCAAAGAUGACGAGUGUCGUGAAUAAGGUCUAUUGGCUUUUGAAACAGGCUUAUUGCAAUGUCCGUUCGUUGUAUAUUCAAGGUAUCAUCAUUCAUCCAUUCUGCCCAGUCUCAUAUCAAGACCAGAGACUGCUCAGCAAUCAGUUGCACUGUUUACCGAACAGCUUGUCCCAAGCGGCGACUGCAGGUAGGCGGACUGCAAGCAGUCUAAUGCAGUAGCGACCGUACAUGUUCUCACAGCAAGCAAUAUUGACAUGAAACUUGAGGAAAUUCGACCCGUACACUUUGCUUGAUUGUCAAAUCGUCGUCUCGUUUUGAGAGAAUAAACAAACUCGACAUUUACUACUUAUAUUGGCAAAUUUUAUCACUUGUUUCCCCCCUGAAAUACCACGUGACAACGCUUUUAUCUCAUCAAUCCUAAUGCGCGAGCAAAGAUGACGGGAAUCGUGAAUAAGGUCUAUUGGUUUUUGAAGCAGGCUUAUUUCUAUGUCCGUUCGUUGUAUAUUCAAGGUAUCAUCAUUCAUCCAUUCUGCCCAGUCUCAUAUCAAGACCAGAGACUGCUCAGCAAUCAGUUGCACUGUUUACCGAACAGCUUGUCCCAAGCGGCGACUGCAGGGAGUUUGUAAGAGAAAGCUUCUGCCAUAUCACCGCUUAUUAUUUGCCGUGGUUUGCCCAACAAAGCAGAAUAGAUUCGUUGAAGUCAAGUGAGCAGGCAAAAAUUGCACAAGCCAGAAAGAGCUCUGAUUUUCUUGUCAGCAUUCUAACCGAGGAGGUCAGUUUGGUCUGGUACAUUUUUAGAAAAGGCCAGAUGUUUUCUUUUGACAGUUUUGUAUGAUUUUAUUGAUCCCUUUUACUAUUGGAUGCUCACAUAUUACCUGUAACAGACGACUAGAAGUCCAAAUGUUUUACAGUUGCGCUAUCAUUGAAAGUGCAUUUGGACAAAUGACGUUGUUGCAUGCUUAAACCAUAGUCCAUCAACAGACAGAUGAGCUCAAUAAAAUCAUAUGGGCUUGUAUUAGAGAAUGGUAAAAAAAUAAAUACUGAUGAAAGUAUAGAAAAUACACUUAAAGUUUUGUUCUUUGAAGAACAAAAACUUAAUUUUAUUUUUUAUAUUUUCAAGGUUUUCAAGAUUUUAAAAACCUCAUAAAACACGGCCGCAUUUUAACUCCAAUUCUUUACUAGUGGGGAAUCAAAAAUUGAGCGAUUGGCGGAGGAAUAAACUGCUAUAUAGGCAAAUUUUAAGCCUUUCAAUAUGCUCUCAGUUCUUGUUUUAUAAGGUCAAAAACUCUCCGCCUCAUAAGCACAGUUGAGCAACACUGCAGUCUAUUUUGCAGGCUGUAGACAAGUUAUUUGCAAAGAAGUUUGACGAGCAGAUAGUAUCUCUUCUUCUACGGAUGUAUGAACCAACUUCAGAAGGCUCGGACCUUUCCCAGUUUACCAAGUUAGUAUCUCUUUUAAACUUAAAGCAGUAAAGCAGUUGACUAUGUGCACGUAGUCCACUGUGAAAUUUGGGAGUCUGCCUUUUGACCAACGUUGAUCACGGGAGUGGAUUUCUAGACAAUUGACCCAGAGGAGGAGUUUUUUUUGCGCUUCACGUUAACAGCACUACCCAAACAUUACAUUGUGUAUGCAAAAUGCCANAAAUGUUUUACAGUUGCGCUAUCAUUGAAAGUGCAUUUGGACAAAUGAGGUUGUUGCAUGCUUAAACCAUAGUCCAUCAACAGACAGAUGAGCUCAAUAAAAUCAUAUGGGCUUGUAUUAGACAAUGGUAAAAAAAUAAAUACUGAUGAAAGUAUAGAAAAUACACUUGAAGUUUUGUUCUUUCAAGAACAAAAACUUAAUUUUAUUUUUUAUAUUUUCAAGGUUUUCAAGAUUUUAAAAACCUCAUAAAACACGGCCGCAUUUUAACUCCAAUUCUUUACUAGUGGGGAAUCAAAAAUUGAGCGAUUGGCAGAGGAAUAAACUGCUAUAUAGGCAAAUUUUAAGCCUUUCAAUAUGCUCUCAGUUCUUGUUUUAUAAGGUCAAAAACUCUCCGCCUCAUAAGCACAGUUGAGCAACACUGCAGUCUAUUUUGCAGGCUGUAGACAAGUUAUUUGCAAAGAAGUUUGACGAGCAGAUAGUAUCUCUUCUUCUACGGAUGUAUGAACCAACUUCAGAAGGCUCGGACCUUUCCCAGUUUACCAAGUUAGUAUCUCUUUUAAACUUAAAGCAGUAAAGCAGUUGACUAUGUGCACGUAGUCCACUGUGAAAUUUGGGAGUCUGCCUUUUGACCAACGUUGAUCACGGGAGUGGAUUUCUAGACAAUUGACCCAGAGGAGGAGUUUUUUUUGCGCUUCACGUUAACAGCACUACCCAAACAUUACAUUGUGUAUGCAAAAUGCCAGAGAACAUGCUGAUUAAAUGAAAUUUUUUUUUUCAGUUAUUUGUAUGAAGUUUAAACUAGGCUACUCCUCAAGAAAGGCUUUUCUUUGUAUAACGUUUUCUACUGUUUACUCUUUACAACUUUUAAAUGUUAUGGUAGCUAGAAAUCUUUCCUGGUUUAGUGGUCCAUCUCAAACACGCUUUCGCAUCAGGGGAUAUUCUUACCUUAGGCAGUCUGGCUAUAGUUCCUCAACUAGUGUUUUAAAUUUUAGUAAAGUCCAACUAUUGUUCUAUUAUCAAUGGUGCAUUCUGAUUGGUUGAGCUGCUACUAGGCUCUAUGUUAUAGCCCCCUAGUAGCGAAAAGCGCCGGAUUUUUGGCGGCAAAAAAAUGAUUAAAGUCUUGCUUUAACUAGCUAAAGUUGUUUUGUCUCGAUAUUUUUGACCAAAUAGUUGGAUUUUACUAAAACAAUUAUUACUCUCGCCCUCAUGGCCCAUCCGGCCCAUUCCGGCUCGAGGAAUAAUUGUUAAAUAUUUCAAAAGCCAUGAAGGGAAUGGAUAAUAUGAUAUUUAUAAUUACAAUUGCAAACUUUCCUGAUAGAGAAACCGACCCAGAGCCUGAUCCUCCCUUUUUCACGUCACAUGCUAUCAAGGCUACAUUUGAUUACCUUACAAGCUGUCAUCCUGGAGGCAAGUCCAUCGUCUCGGUACUUUGCACUUCAAAGGUAUUUGUAUUUAUUUUAUUUUCUCUGCUCGAGACAAUGCAGUCAUUGUAGUGAUUUACUUCACAAAAAGCUGGUUGAAAUUGAUAGAUGAAUCAAAAGCUCUCGACCUGGCACUUAAACUUAUUAAUGUGUAAAAAUUUGUAUUAAUUGUCCAUUUUUUCUUUGAUGAGCUUUGCAAAGCCGUAAGGCAACACAUUUUCUUUUCUGUUUUCACGUUGACUCUUUAACUCCCAGAAGUGAUUGUUAUGUAACUUCUCCUUAAAUAUUCAAUACAUUGUCCAACAGAUAAAUGGUGAGAAUAGACAAAUUUAUCAGCCAGAGGAUGUUUAUAUUUAUAUAACCCCAAAUUCUCGUAUUAGAUAUUCAAUAAAAACUAUAGCAACCUCUCUUUUUUUUCAGGACAGCAUUCAGAAAAUUUUAUUGGCGCUUACAUCUCGCAUUGCUGAGUCCCACCUUAUUCACGAAAAGAGAAGAAUUUUAUCAAUGUAUCGACUUUUCGUGUGGCUUCUGCUAAAAGACUUAGCCCAAGGGUUAAGGAACAACUGGGCUUUUUUCAUUCGAGAUGUUAUCCAUUCUUUGCUGAGAAUUAUCAACGAGGAGAAAGAACUUGAAAAACGUCCGAAGCAGCACACUCAGGAAAUUCAACUUGUCGUAGAUAGUGACUUGUUCCUACCAUGUUGCAAUCUUCUUUACUAUGUCUGUAAAGCCGCCGUGGAAUGUUGUAGCCAGGUAAGAUGAACAACCGUUCUUUUCAAAGUUUUCCCAUUACUCAAGAGCACAAACCAGGGUUAAAUCAUGUUUCAGUAGGGUUGUGGACCAACAUAACGUGCACUUUCCGUUCAGCCAAAAAUUCUGGAAAUGCCAUUAAGAAGUCAAAUGGAACUGAACAUUUCUGUUCGGGCCGACCGUAAUAUUUGGAACCACCUUUGCAGGUGCUCACUUUGGCUGGUCCUACCAGUCGGACCGAAAUGUCCCUUUCCCUUUCCUUUCCAAAAUGUUUUCCCAGUACCGGUCUUCUGUAUCCUGGUUACAGGUUCUAGAACCAAACGCGCAGGGGCUUGGGUACAUUGGGCACGUGGAAUCUUCUUCACGUUUGUCCAUCCGUGCCCUCUUUUUGUAUUGGUUGGUUACUGAUACCUUGUUUUAACGUUUUGAUUUGGUGGUAGUUCCCACUGUAUCUUUUUUUAAUUGCGUUACACAGCUCCUUUAACCCUUGUUUUUACCAUGGGAUCUGAGGGUCUCUCGUUGUACGUUCACCUUUACAUAAUAUGACUUAGUUAAUCUAUCAUUGAUUAUCUACAAGAAACUAUUUUGUCUAAUGUAGGAGUUAAGCAGUCAUCUUCAUGUUAUCGUAAGCACCUUAACUCCAUAUGCCUUGGGUGAAGGAGAGAGAGCAGAACAGGUAAUUUGCACAUAUUAACUUGGAUGUUAAGCCUCCACCAGGUCUUAUUUUACAAAACGAAUCACUCAGAUACCAGAGUGAGCAGAGUACAGAGUGACACCCACCUUUGUGGGUUUCACAUUUGAUCAGCAUGUAGUUGGUACAACUAAAAAAAAGUGCCGUCCGGUAGUCCGGGACAAAAAAGUUUUUUUUGGUGGGCAAGUAACAACUUUAAAAGCUCACUUGCCCAAUGCGCAAGGGUCCAGGCAACUCAUCUUCUAACAGUAUCAUUACCCAAGACUAACAAGAAGUGGCCCCGGGCAAGCAAAAUGUGAGAGAUCAGUAUCCUCUUAGGUGAUCUAACGCUUGUUGUCAUCAUGCCGUCAAACGAUGUCAGAAUAGAAUGGAUUACAAUCGAGGAUAGUGUCUACUAGAGCAAGCUUGUGGAAUGGGCAAGGGUCCAGGCAAGUCAUCCUUUAACGAAAUCAUUACCCAAGACUAGCAAGAAUUGGCACCUGGCCAGCAAAAUGUGAGAGCUGCUUGCCCAAAGGACAAGCUGGAAUUCAAUGUUUUUCGAGCCCAGUGUGUAUAGCAGUCUAACUGUCCCUCAGCAAUGUAGGCGUUUCGGUGUGGGUACCCUUUUUGAUCAUUAUCCUCUUAGGUGAUCUGACGCUUGUUGUCAUCAUGCUGUCAAACGAUAUCCGAGUAGAAUUGAUUAAAAUCGACGUUAGUGACUGCAACAGCAAGCUUAAGGUGUGACUCAUUGCUGUGUUGAUUUUCAUACAGGCUUUUCAAUUGCUGAACUUCUUGAUAUUGGACUCAAGUAAAGACUUACGUGACACUAUUAGGUGUCUCGAUCCAUUUCCAGACACUAUGGAGUUCAAAAAAAUCAAUAAGACCCAUAAGCAGUUAAAGAAAGAUCGAACUUCAUUACUUGAGGUAAAAGCUUUCAAGUUAUCUAGAGACAAAACAAAACGCAUAUUCGUCCUUGUGGCUUACUUGUGUUUACCUAUUAUCGUCAUCGUCAUCAUCAUCAACGUCAUAAGCAUCGUCAUCACCGCUAGCCUGAGUAAUAUCAUUGAACUUAUGUCGUCACUCUAAGCAUCCUUACAAACUUGGACAUCGCACAGUUAAUGAUGUUUCAUUAUUGUUUCAAACAAUUACGAAUGUUGAAUAGUGAAACUUUGUUCAUAUGUUCAUGUUUUCAUUUAUUUGCUUAUUGUCCAAUAAAAUAGGGAGGAUGAACAAGUUCGUGUUUUACCUAGGUGCCUCAAAUAUCCUCUAUAGACCUAUCAUUUGCCGUCUUUAUGCAAGUUUCAAGUGGGUUCUCAGAAUGCCUAUAAAUCUACCUUGUUAAUGCUCACUUUCCUCUCCUUCGGAUACUUGAGGCAACCCUAUCCUAUGCUAGGCUUUAUGGAUUGAUUUUCCUUGAAUUUUUUAUCUCUUCGUUAUCAGGAAAUUACCCACUUUCUGUCCGCGGAUUCACACUCGUCUCCUGAGACUAGACUGGAGGGCUUGAGGCUGCUAAAGGCAUCAAUAAUUAAAAACAAGCACCAGCUGGUGGAUCUUGUUGAGAGGACGGGAGGUGAUGAAGUUUUACUAAGAGGAACCAAACAAUACCGUAACCGUAUUCACUUUAGGUUUUGUUCGCAGCAAUCAGUUGCGCGACUACAUAUAGCCAACAUAAAGGGCCCGUUCCUUACAAUAAAAGGUAUUUGUCAUAUUCACAUCUAAUCUGUAGAUGAACGGUUACGCUUGGGUAUUAUCUGGAUAUACGGUAAAGUAGGUACCUGUUAAAAAAAUAAAAUAAAUAACGAUUUAGAGGUAGCACAUCCACAUAGUGGUUCUUCCUUUACCAUUUCUGGUCGAAUUGGAAUUUGGAAAUGUUGGCUAUUGAGAGGAGGGGAGGGGAGGGGAGAAACCUCUCAGAUUGAAGGAGACCCAGGUCACAUGGGUGGGAGGCGAGUUCUCUCACCAAUGCGCCACCCUUGCUCCCCAUAAUGACACUUCAACAACAACAAAACAACAACACACUGUAUUAGGAACACUUCAAUAAUACAAUAGAGUUUCAUGUUUAAUGUUCCCCCUCAAACAGAAGAUCUAUUCGAGGUGGGGGAAGGCGAAAAAAGAGAAAUAAAUAUCAAUGCUAUAAGAAACAUAAAAGAAAAAACUAUCAAAAGAACAAAACCCGAAAGAGACGUUUCCUAUGUUUUUAUUUUUGUUGUUGUUUUUACUACUCUCUAGUCGCAAGUAGCAAGCCGUCAUCCAGUACUGUUGCUGACCUUGUUCACGGGCUUAUCAAGCUUGGUUCUGUGUUAAAGUCGUGUGAAGAAGACCAGGCUAAGGCUGUGCAGUGUGAAGUGGCAACCUGCCUGGGAGAAAUUGGAGCUGUAGACCUAUCAACUGUUUCACUUAGAUGUAAAGAUGCAGAAACAGGUAAUUAAGAGUGCAUUUGUUUGCGUUCUCUAAUAAUGGCCUUAUACCAGUAUAGGGUACGCUUUUCAAUUUUUGUACGAAUGGAAACGCUAGAAAAAUCUCAUUUGAAGCUCAAUUGGCCUGCUUUUUUCUGUUUGAUAUGCAUGCAGUUGACAAAGUUAAGUUUAAUUGAUAUUCUCUACGUGAAGGCCAAUUAUUUGGUUGAUGGAUUUGCAGGGAAAACCAUCCAUUCGGAAGUGGGAUCUUUUUUUGUGUUAACACUUUAAAUCAGGACCUCCUUACGGAGAAAAUAAGCCAGGGUACUCUUGUGAAUAUUGAAAAUUUCCAUUGAAUCAAAAGUUUGUUUCUGCAAAACCUGAAAAUAGUUGCCAUUUGUUCAAGAGAUGUAAAGCGCUGUUCUACGGACGAAUACAUUUUACUGGGGAUAUGUGUUCACUAGACCAUUGCCUUAACUUCUGAUUGGUUCGUUGGGUUGUCCAUGCCUGUUGCCAUUGGCUACCGAAGCAUUCACGAUGAGGUCAUUUGACUUCAAAAUCAAGAGGCCAUUUUGUUUUCCUUUCAUAUUUAAAUUUAGCAAUCUACUGAGGUCUCAAAAUCAAUAGCCCUAAUUGCGCAAGAAAAUACGAUUCUGAACGAUUCUAGUACGUUAAUUAAAAUGACGCCAUCUAGCAAAAGACCUGUUACUUAAGUUUUAGGUAAAUAACGCUAAUUUCAAAAACCACUGCAGUCAAAAGGUUUUAUCGUUUUUUUCUUUUCAGAUUCCUUAGCUGGCAAUUCUAUAAGUCAAAGAAAUUCUACUAUUGUGCGCCUUUUAAAUUCCUAUCUUGUAGACAAAAGGUAAGGCAUUUGUGUUUAUUCCGAUAUUGAUAUUUUCAUUUAGUUGCUACAUACUUGAUGCUGCAUAGUUUGCUCGUGUUUUUUUUAAAAUAUGUUUUCUGAAAUGGUGUAAUGAAUUGUUGCUUGUCGGGUUAUGUUCACACUAUACUGGAUAGCUCUCAGCCUCCUCCUCAGGAAGAGGCGAGCCCCAAACAAGUGACUGGUGCUGAACUGCAAGAGACCAUUGGAAGGGUACAGACGGCAGGCGAAGCGCCGUCUCGCCCGUUGUCUCCUUCCCGCCUUCCUUCCCGCGCACAUUUUCAUUAAAAGAGAGACGUCUGGGUACGAGGCAGGGGUAGCUCCAGCGCCGGCACGAAACCCAUUUACCGGAUAGGCUUCUGUUCACACACACGAAACGUGUUUUGGCGCAAUUUCUGUAACGGAGCGAAGCUACGCCGCGCCGAUCUCGAAAGUAGAACGUAACAUAGCGAAAAGGUUCUGUGCCACAGAACAGUUAUUCGGCCAUAGCGUAAGUGAAUAAAAAGGAGCGAGGACUGGAACCUGCUGAGACGGAAGUUGAUAUUUAGAAGUAAGAACUGGGAUUUAGUUCACCAAACCCUCUCAGCUAACCGCUCCGGCACGAUAUCGACCACUCCAAAAAACACCGUAACAUACGAUAAUGCUCUUUGUUGUGAACCCAAAAUUCUGCAUAAGCAUUUUUUUUUUUAGUUUUUUUUUGGGGCCAUUUUAACUCCCACGAGAAACUGAAAACAAUGCUUAUGCAAAAUUUGGGGGUCACAAACAAAGAGCAUUAUGGUAUGUUAUGUAUUUUCUGGAGUGGUUAAUUCGCUGUGUGUGAACGACUUGUUCCAGUUCGGUGCCGUCGCUGUUCAUACUAUACCGGAUAGCUUUUCAUGUCGGCACGAAGAACUCUCCGGGGUAGUGAAAACAUAGCCUUAUUUUACGUAUUCCUUUUUCGUCAGAAGAAUGGAAGUUUAACUAUUAUUAACCUGUAUUCGCUUGGAGAAACUUCCCUCUGGGCAUUUUACUGGUGGCAUUGUCUGACUGGACUGAGUUAUAUUGAUUUCGGCCGUUUUCAACCUAGAGACAGGUGGGACAAUCCAUGCUAUUGCACUGAAAAGAACCGCCAGCAGCUUGUUAAUGUUGGCUGUUAAUUUUGGCUUAGGGGAGGGGCAGGUGGGCAGUUUUCCAGAAACCUAACUUGAUAACCCAAACGAGUACUCUUAAUAACGUUUUUAUUAUGGUUACAGUGUUCAAGUUGUAACCGCUGCUGCUUCAUGCUUAAAGCAAAUUCUUGCAACGGAAUCAGGACUUCAGCUUCUAAAGAGAUUUGAGGAGUUGAAACAAGAACAGCUCUUGUGGUACCUUGAGCCUUUCAGACCGACCAAGAAAAGACGGGCAAGUUUAUAAUAAAAAGAUAAAGUAGUCAGAUUGAAACUAAAACGUAUAAAUGACUUGUAUAUCUGACAUAUCUAGUACACGCGUCUCCUCCAUCUGUGGUUUGGUCACUAAUAGACCUUUCCUGCAUUCCGCUCCAGUAAGCAAACACAAAGAAUUCUUUGUUUGCAACCACGUGACAAGGCGGCCAUGUUGGGGUCAAUACAAUAGGAUUUUUUGUCGAAGAAUUAAAAUCAAAAUAGACUUCAGAAUUUCUUUUGUUCUUGACCACUAACAUGGCCUCCGUGACGUCACUUGCAAACGAGCAGCUGAGGUCAAGGCUUGGGUGGACAAUAAAGAGCUUUAGAUUGGAGGACGAGGACGACAUUUAAUCUUCAGUGUUCUCGCCUAUUCUGUUAUAAUAAACACUUCGAAGAGCUUCAUUCUAGUUUAUUUCACCACAAAAGUUAGUUCGCUUAUUUCCGUUGAAGAAGUUGACGCCCUCUCCCGAUCACUAAAAGGAUAAAAUUCCUCACAUUUGGUAAUUUUUUCCUGCCACUACGACAUUCUCGCUAAAACUCGUAGUAGAAUGACGAUGGCUAUCAUAUUUUCCCGCCAAAAUGACGUUGGUUCGCGCCCGCGCACUACUUAGUAUUGAGAAAAUCUCGUUCUCGUUGUUGGGUAUUUAACUUUGAGGGCGUAAGGACGUUUGAAUGACGCGAGUGAAUAUAAAUGAAACCACCGCAAUAUGUAUAGAUGCUGUAGUUAAUUUUUUAUCGUAGGUAAUUUUUAUUUUCCUUUGUUUCAACUUUAUUAGCAUACAUUAUCAUACCCAAAAUCAAAAGAUAAACAGAAAUUACCUGGAAUAAAAAAUUAACUACAACAUAUACACUGAAAACCAUGAUAAAUACUUUUUUCCUGUUCCUGUUCAGACACCCGGUGGCGCGUCUGCUAUGGAAGUAAUAUCUGAUGUUAAGCUAGAUGACGCAAAUUUAUGGAUACCAGGCCUUGAUGGCCAAGAAUACAGUCACGAACAGUGGAUAACCAAACUGGCCUGUACUUUGAUCGAAAGUGGACUUGUCAAAGACGAAGUGCUGUUUGUUUUGUCUCCUAUUUGCAAAACAAAGGUAUUUCGAUUUUCUUAUUGUGAAAUUUACGGCAUUAAGAGUAUUUCCUAG
Molecule: messenger RNA, 42536 nt
Organism: Porites evermanni
Lineage: Eukaryota; Metazoa; Cnidaria; Anthozoa; Scleractinia; Poritidae
Source: the annotation of a GenBank genome assembly